AUGUAUCCCCACUCUCACAUGUCUGAAUUCGAUGACUUUAGAACUGUCUGGGGUCAUGAAUUUUACUGGACUUCCAAACACAAGACGGCACCUGAGAUUUCUCACUUGCUCUACUCGUACGACAAGUUGGCCACAGACGCAUUGGACCGUCUAGACGAGUUCUCACCGCCGACCUCGAAAGCAUGGAGGUGUCCUCAUGGUGCGGGAGAUGGCCAGAGGGACCUCUAUGUUCUCCUUCAAAAGUACGCGGACUCGGAUGAGGUUCUGGGUCAGCUAUGGGAAGAGGUCUCGACAGUCCCCGAGUGGGUUGACUGGGAGCAAAUUGAGCGUGGUCAACGUGUGGUUUACCAGUACAGCGCACAAAUUCUUCUUGGGCUCUUAUACAAGUCACUAUUGGGCGGAAUGGGCGCAUAUCGUGUUGUCGAAACUCUCUCAAGAACAGGAGGAUUUGGAGUUCGAGUUACCAAACGCCGUCUUUUGGAGACACUGCAACAUUUCAUGGAAGUUGUCGAAGACAUUGACGCUGUUAAGCCUGGUGGAAAGGGCUACGUCUCGUCAGUGCGGGUUCGAUUACUACAUGCGGCAGUUCGACGUCGGCUUAUGCAACUGGAGCACGAACGACCAGGCUAUUUCGACAUGGACAAGUGGGGAGUGCCGAUCAAUGAUUUACACUCGAUCGGCACUAUUUCCGUUUAUUCGGUAGCCAUUAUUUACAUGGCUCUUCCACGACAGGGCAUCCACUUGACGGAUCAACAGAUAACCGACUAUCUUGCACUAUGGCGUUGGGUCGGAUACUUGCUGGGCACGCCAGUGGACUGGAUGGCCACGCCAGCGCAGGCCAAGGCCAUGAUGGAGUCAGUCAUGACAUCUGAAGUGGCACCGUCGGCCAACUCUCGCAUCCUCGCCAACAACAUCCUCACAGCCGAAGCACGUAUUCCGCCACUACACGCACCCCGCGAACUUCUCGCUGCCCAGGCCUACCAACUCAACGGAGAUGAUCUAGCUGGUGCACUAGGCAUUGAGAAGCCUGGAUGGUAUUACCGUGCAAUCGUUUGGGUGCAAUGCGUCGUGCUCUACUGGCUGAGCUAUACUUACCCCUGGCUGCCGACUGACAUGCAGAGGAGCCGGGACAGGAAAUUCAAAAGCUUUGCGCAUUUCAUGAUCCACAGCAAAAAGAUUGGCGGAAUCGGCGAAUCCACCAAGUUCGAGUUCCAGUAUCUCCCGCGCAUUGGCAUGCUUACGGAGCUGGGACACCCCGAGGAGCCGGACGAGAAGGAGACCGUGUCGAGUUCGGGCACGCUAAGAUUGAUGACACGCCAUUCAAAGAUGCCCAUCCGGGCUGUGCUCGUAGUCGGGACAAUAGUCGGGGCCGUGGCCGUGGUCAGCCUCGCCCGGUUCGUGGGCUCAUCGUCGGGCUGGCUGCGAGGCGUGCCGCGCCAUCUGCUCUCGUCAGUCAUGGCGCAGACGCAGUUGCUGCAAAGCCUUGUGUGA
Messenger RNA from Fusarium keratoplasticum, 1491 nucleotides. RefSeq names its product MPAB-Lcp-cat domain-containing protein. Gene Ontology annotation, molecular function: oxidoreductase activity. The transcript is spliced from 3 exons. The coding region runs from base 1 to 1491 and encodes 496 amino acids. The record is from RefSeq and is a predicted model, not a curated record. NCBI's taxonomy places the organism in Eukaryota, Fungi, Ascomycota, Sordariomycetes, Hypocreales, Nectriaceae.